AUGGUCAUUUCCCGCAAGAAUGUAACGACGUCUUUCUUAUUUUCACUCCCAGGACUAAAGCUUGGAGACAAGAUCAUCGAAGGCAAGACCAAGAUCGUCUAUGCCCUCCCCGACGACCCGGCGAAUGUCUACAUCCUGUCUAAGGACCGCAUCACUGCCGGAGAUGGCGCACGUGCAAACGACUUGGAGGGCAAGGCCGUCAUCUCCACGGCAACCGCAACUUCCAUCUUCGAUCUGCUGACCAGCGCAGGUAUAAAGAACCACUUUGUACGGCAACAUGACGACAAGUCCUUCAUCGCCCAGCGCUGUGACAUGAUUCCCAUCGAGUGGGUCACACGACGAUUGGCUACCGGCUCCUUCUUAAAACGAAAUGUCGGAGUUAAAGAAGGGUACAGGUUCUCUCCACCCAAGCUGGAGACUUUCUUCAAGGAUGAUGAGAACCAUGAUCCUCAGUGGUCGUACGAACAGCUGCUCGGAGCCAAGCUGGAGGCAGGGGGCCGCGUGAUUGGUCGAGACGAGGUGGAGAUCAUGAGCCGGACGACGGUGGCCGUGUUCGAGGUUCUGGAGAAGGCCUGGGCCACGCAGAACUGCACGCUGGUCGACAUGAAGAUCGAGUUUGGUGUCAACACGAAAGGUGAGAUUGUGCUUGCUGACCUGAUUGACAGCGACUCGUGGCGGCUGUGGCCGUCAGGUGACCGCCGGCUGAUGAAAGAUAAGCAGGUGUACCGCGAGCUGAAGGAGGUGACAGCAGAGGCUCUGGACGAGGUGAAGAGGAACUUCCAGUGGGUCGCCGAGAGGGUCAAGCUGCUGCAGACCAAGCCCAGUGCCCAGGUGGUCGUGCUGAUGGGGUCAGCCACGGACUUGGAGCACGGGCAGAAGAUCAGUAAAGGGUGCCAGGCACUGGGCAUUCCCUGCGACGUCAGGGUCAGCUCUGCACACAAGGGCACCGAGGAGACCAUCAGGAUCCUAAGGGAGUAUGAAGGAGAAGGUAUCCCGUGCGUGUUUGUCGCCAUCGCGGGGCGCAGUAACGGGCUGGGACCAGUCCUGUCUGGUAACACGUCCUACCCGGUCAUCAACUGCCCCCCUGUGAAGGCCGACUGGGGAGCCCAGGACAUCUGGUCCUCUCUCAGGCUGCCGUCAGGUCUUGGCUGUUCGACCGUGCUGUCCCCCGACGCGGCUGUCCUGGCGGCUGCCCAGAUCCUGUCGCUGUCCGAUCACAUGAUCUGGUCCCGCCUGCGCUGCAAGCAGCUGUACACCUACCUCGGGCUCAAGGACUCUGACAAGGAAGUCCGCAAGGACAAGUAACAUCCAAGUCUUCAACUGUGCAUUACAAUGCAACGCAAUGCAGACUUUAUUUAGAAGCUAGUUUUCCAGUAGAUUCCUAUGUGGUAGAGUGUAAGGUGCCCCUUUGCAUUCCAUGCAUAAAUUUGCCUUACUUUAAAUGCGUAAAUUUGGCUUUAAGUCUUUAUUACAAAAUGCAGUAACCAGCUUAGGAGCUUAAAGCAUUUGCUUGUAUCUUUCAGUGGCAAUGAGAAACUUGUUUUCCAGUAAAUGCAUAAAUCUGGCUUCAAGCCUUGGUUAAUGCAGUUAAGGUUGUCUGUAUUUUUCAGCAGUUAAAAGUCGUUUUUCCAAAAUAAUAGCUUUUGGUAGAAGUGUGCCUGUGCUUUCUUUGGUUUGCUACGAUCUGGCUUCAACUACGAUCUGGCUUCAACUAAGUUCAAGUCUAAGAAAUUGAAGUAGCUAGCUUUUCAACUGUCUAGAAUCAUGUUUCCAAUAUUAGACAUGAUGCCAUGUACUUGCCUGGUAUUAGAACCUUGGAGCUGACCAGAAGUAUUGAAUACAAGUUUGCAAGUAUCAUAUUACAUUUAUGUACCAGUUUGUCAUGGGUCAUGUAUGGUAUUGAAAUAAAUGUCUGCAGUCCAAGUCUUUU
Molecule: messenger RNA, 1930 nt
Organism: Branchiostoma floridae (Florida lancelet)
Lineage: Eukaryota; Metazoa; Chordata; Leptocardii; Amphioxiformes; Branchiostomatidae
Product: multifunctional protein ADE2-like
Exons: 8
Coding region: 1-1305 (434 amino acids)
Biological process (GO): 'de novo' IMP biosynthetic process
Molecular function (GO): phosphoribosylaminoimidazolesuccinocarboxamide synthase activity
Source: RefSeq, a predicted model, not a curated record